Molecule: messenger RNA, 12017 nt
Organism: Pocillopora damicornis (cauliflower coral)
Lineage: Eukaryota; Metazoa; Cnidaria; Anthozoa; Scleractinia; Pocilloporidae
Product: dynein axonemal heavy chain 12
Biological process (GO): microtubule-based movement
Cellular component (GO): dynein complex
Molecular function (GO): ATP binding; minus-end-directed microtubule motor activity; dynein intermediate chain binding
Source: RefSeq, a predicted model, not a curated record
UUUCCCAUGGUAGCCAUAGUUUACGUGAGAAGCUAGGAAAGUUUUUAGGAAAGUUUGUAGAAAGCGUUUCUGCAUUUCAGCUUCAUCAUGUGAAACCAAGCUUCAAAGAGGAAUUUCAUCCAAAGGAGUGAUACGAGAUGUCCAUGAGAAACGAGCAAUCUCACCGCUCAAGCUCAGAGGGUAAGCUUCCUCGCCUUCCACCAAUUGCAGCUCCAACUUCACCCAGCUCAAGGUUUGACAAAAGUCAUCUAAGAACACACAGAAGGAGUGAAAACAUGCAAGGGCUCUUGACAAAUAAAUUGUAUGAAAUAGCCUUAAAAGGCAAAGAAGAUACGGAGGAAAGUCUGAAGAGAAGACCCAUAUCGGCUGGGGAACCUGAAAUGCCUUCUCAAAUGAUGAGCACUGAACGGCGAAUACGACUAAACUACCAAUUCAUGAAGAAGUGUGUUCAGGAAGGCCCUGUGACACCAAUGGCUAAUGAGUGGUGGGAUACCAUCUUAACUAUGAUUCCAGCAAAAUUGGUCUUAUCUCCACAACUGCAGCCACACAUCAAGGAGUUAUACGAUGAAAUCAUUGCUGAGUAUGACACCAGUAUCAGAAAGGCAAUGGUUCAACAUAUCCUUGUUAAACCAAAGGUAAAAGGAGUUGAAGGUGAUGAAGAUUUACCAGAUGAAGUCCUUGGAAUUGACUAUUCCAGUCCAUGGAGAGAGAGCUUUAAUGCUGCACGAGAAUCAAUUCGGCAAAAUCUGCACAUAUUGCACCCAUCAAUGCAGACAAUUCUGGGAAUCUGUCAAAGCAAGAAUUACUCAACCAUGUUGAUAACUGAUCAGUCCAAUCUGAGAACUCAAGGCUCUAUUGAAUGUGAGCACCUUAAAAAUAAUGUAACACUUGAUUGCGAGAAGACUGAAGAAAAGCUUAUGCACAGUUGGUUCCCAGAAGUGGUGAAUGUUUUUAUUGACAAAGAUAUGCUGAAGCACAUGAGCUCUUCACAAGUUGAUGCCUUUUACAACUGUGUCUCUACACUUAUUUCUAACCAGUUGAAGGAUCUGAUAAACAGAACCAUAACUGCAUGGACAGAUCUGUUUCACAAAGACAAAAGUUGCCUUCCACUUUUCAAGAUGGAAUUGAUCUUGGAUGAUGAUGACCACAUGCAAUUCUAUCCUGCACUUGGUGAUGUGGAGGCAGCAGUAUUACAUGUUAUAUCCACAGUUGCUGGAACCAUGCAACAUGUUCCCACAGUACAGUCCUGGUUGGCAGGGGGAAACACAGUAACUCAUGUGGAUGCUGCUGUUGAUAAUGAUGUUCUGUUGAGGUGCACUAAGUUCCUAAAGGAUGCUGUGAACUUUAACUUACAGCAACCUAUAGAGUACCUGCAUUCCUUUGAUAAGUAUAGUGCUCUGGUCAGUGGGGAAUCCUCAGCUCGUGUCAAGCAGUUCAUUUCAUCUGAAAACUCCUUUGAAAAUUACAUACAGGAAAUUGAGAAGUUUCGUUCCCUUGCUCGGGAAAUAAGUUCACUUCCAACUGUGGCACAUUUUGACAUGGUUCAAUUAGACUGCGAUGAUUUGAAGAGAGGCCUGGCUACCAAAGCUAAUCGUUUUGCAGAUCAACUGCUUCAAAUGCUGGCUGAAGAACACCGCACAGAAAACAGAAGAAUCAUCUCAGAAUUUGAAUCAGUAAGAGAACAAGCUCUUACAAAACCUGAGGACACUCGUGAGAUGAUUGACAUGCUGAAGUUUGUUGAGGAAGCUAAGACAAAGAUCCUUGUCAAACUUGACAGUGACAUCAAGGAGUCAUUCAAUCGACUGUCUUAUCUUUUGGAUGUUUUUACAUUCACACAAGAAGACAUGAGCCUCAACUCGGAAGUCCUUAACUGGCCAAAAAAUAUUGCGCCUAUCUUUGAUCAGAAUGAUGAGAUUAUGGUUGCUGCUCAGAAGAGUAAUGAAAGUGCUUUGAUGGAGAAAAGGGAGAGGGUUAUGUUGGAGCUUGAUAAAAUCAAGAGGCGUGUUGAAGAGUUUAAAGAGUAUGGUGAUAUGGACACAAUGAUGCAGUAUGUAAAAGAGGUCCAGUCAGUUCAGAAGAAACUUAGUGAGUGUGUGGAUGCUAUUGGUUUCAUCAAUGAGGAAGAGGAUUUAUUUAAAUGGGAGCAAACAUCUUAUCCUGACGUAGAAUCCAUUACUAAAGCUAUUGAGCCUUACCAAAAGCUGUUUACAACAACUGUGAAAUGGCAAAGAGCUGAGAAAAAAUGGAUGGAUGGAGCUUUUCUUGAGUUAAAUGCUGAAGCCACAGAAGCAGAGGUAGAGGAAUAUGGUCGUGAGAUGUACAAAAUUACAAAAGUGUUCCAAGCAAUGAAGAAAGAGGCAGAGAAAGAAAAGAAAGGUAACAGAAGAGUUAAGGAUUCCAAAGAGAAAGAGGAGCCAGGAUCAGAAAUAGCUGCUUUAGUGGUUUCUCAUGCAGUACAGCAACAGAUCAGGGAAUUUAAGGAUCACAUUCCUGUUAUAAGUGUUAUGUGUAACCCUGGAAUUCGUUCUCGGCACUGGAAGGCCAUGUCAGACAUCAUUGGAUUUGACAUCACUCCAGACUCUGGAAGCACAUUACGUAAGGUCCUCAAGUUCAAUUUAAGGCCAUUCAUGGAUGAGUUUGAGGGCAUCAGUGUAGGGGCUAGCAAGGAAUUUUCAUUGGAGAAAGCCAUGCAGAAGAUGGUAGAUGAAUGGGACAGUGUUAUGUUUAAUACCACUGAAUAUCGAGACACUGGUGUGUCUAUCCUGGCUGCUGUUGAUGAAAUACAAACCACUCUUGAUGAUCAAAUUGUCAAGACCCAGACCAUGAGAGGAUCUCCAUUCAUAAAACCAUUUGAGGCAGAAAUAAAGUCGUGGGAAGAACGCCUGUUGAAGAUGCAGGAAAUAAUUGAUGAGUGGCUUAAAGUUCAAGCACAGUGGCUUUACUUGGAGCCUAUCUUCAGUUCCGAGGAUAUAAUGCAGCAGAUGCCAGAGGAAGGACGCAAGUUUAAGACUGUUGACAGGAACUGGAGAGACAUUAUGAAUUAUGUGUGCAAAGAUCCUAAGGUGCUUUCAGCUACAUCAAUGCCAAGUAUGUAUGAAAGAUUAAAAGACAGCAAUGACUUGCUUGACCAGAUCAACAAAGGACUAAAUGCCUAUUUAGAAAAGAAGAGAAUUUUCUUCUCCAGAUUUUUCUUUUUGUCAAAUGAUGAGAUGCUUGAGAUUUUGUCAGAAACAAAGGAUCCUUACAGAGUUCAGCCACAUCUAAAGAAAUGCUUUGAAGGAAUUGCAAAGUUAGAGUUUACUUCUGCCUUGGAUAUUACACACAUGUACAGCAGUGAAGGAGAAAAGGUUCCUCUCAGUGAUACGAUAUCCACAUCAGAAGCACGAGGUGCAGUGGAAAAAUGGUUGCUUCAGGUUCAGGAUAUCAUGCUUAUCAGCAUCCAUGACAUCAUUGAACGAGCUGUCCAGGCAUAUGCAACAGAUGACAGGAAAGUGUGGGUGUUGAAUUGGCCUGGACAGAUUGUUAUCUGUGUGAGCCAGAUAUAUUGGACUCAAGAGGUGCAUGAAGCUAUUCGCUCUGGACCUCAUGGACUGAAAGAAUACCAUGAGAAGCUCACCCAACAACUUUCAGACAUUGUGGUCCUUGUUCGUGGUAAGCUGUCAAAGCAGAACAGGACCACCCUCGGAGCUCUUGUGGUAAUUGAUGUUCAUGCAAGAGAUGUGGUACAUGAUAUGGUAGAGAAAGGUGUCUCUCAGGAAAAUGACUUUCAGUGGUUGUGCCAGAUGCGUUAUUACUGGGAACAGGACAAUUGUUUGGUGAGAAUCAUCAAUGCAACUGUGCGCUAUGGAUAUGAGUACCUGGGCAACUCUGGCAGGCUUGUUAUUACACCACUGACAGACCGUUGUUACCGCACACUUGUCAGUGCUUUUCACCUGAACCUUGGAGGAGCACCAGAAGGUCCAGCUGGUACUGGCAAGACAGAGACCACCAAGGACUUAGCAAAGGCCCUUGCAAUACAGUGUGUGGUGUUCAACUGCUCUGAUGGUUUGGACUACUUACAAAUGGGCAAAUUUUUUAAAGGGUUGGCAUCCUGUGGUGCAUGGGCGUGUUUUGACGAAUUUAAUCGCAUUGAGUUGGAAGUUCUGUCUGUGGUAGCUCAACAGAUUUUGUGCAUCCAGCGUGGUAUAGCAGCUCAUCAGGACAAGUUUGUGUUUGAAGGAACAGAACUGAACCUUAACUCAAACUGUUUUGUGGCAAUCACCAUGAAUCCUGGUUAUGCAGGGAGAUCAGAACUGCCUGACAAUCUCAAGGUGCUGUUUCGUACUGUAGCCAUGAUGGUACCAGACUAUGCAUUGAUUGGGGAAAUCAUGUUGUACUCCUAUGGAUUUGUAGAUGCUCGCAAUCUGUCAGUUAAAAUAGUUACUACCUACAAACUGUGCUCAGAGCAGCUCUCUUCCCAGUUCCACUAUGACUAUGGUAUGCGAGCUGUGAAGGCUGUCUUGGCAGCAGCUGGCAACCUGAAACUCAAGUAUCCAUCAGAUGAUGAAAAUGUCCUGUUACUGCGUUCGAUAAUGGAUGUCAAUCUACCCAAGUUUCUCUCUCAUGACAUUCCAUUAUUCGAAGGGAUCAUUUCUGACCUUUUUCCUGGGGUAUCUCUCCCUAAAGCUGAUUAUGGCACCUUCCUUGACACUGCAAAAGAGAUAUGUGACAAGAAAAAUCUUCAAAUGGUGAAUUUCUUCAGUGAAAAGAUUAUCCAAACUUAUGAAAUGAUGAUUGUUCGUCAUGGUUUCAUGAUGGUGGGGGAUCCAUUUUCUGGGAAGACACAAGUAUUACAAGUACUGGCUGAGACAUUAAAUGUACUCACAGAUAGAGGUUAUGAUGAUGAAAAUGUUAACAAGGUCUGGUUUCGUGUAAUAAACCCUAAAGCUAUCACUAUGGGACAAUUAUUUGGUCAGUUUGACCCAGUUUCGCAUGAGUGGACAGAUGGUAUUGUUGCAAACACUUUCCGUGAAUAUGCAGCAGAUCAAACUGAUGUAAAGAAAUGGGUUAUUUUUGAUGGACCCAUUGACACCUUAUGGAUUGAGAGCAUGAACACUGUUCUAGAUGACAACAAGAAGCUGUGUUUGAUGAGUGGAGAGAUAAUACAGUUGUCAAAUGUCAUGAGCUUGAUUUUUGAAUGCAGGGAUUUAUCACAGGCCUCUCCUGCCACUGUAAGCCGCUGUGGUAUGAUCUACCUGGAGCCAGCCUCUUUAGGCUGGGAACCUUUGCUACAAUCCUGGUGUAACACAUUGCCUGAGGUCCUCAACAAUGAAAACAGAAAACUUAUUUUGGCUCUCUUCCUAUGGGCUUUGCCAGCUUGCAUCAGUUUUGUUCGCAAGAAUUGCAAGGAACCUGUUUCCAUGCAAGACAGUAACCUAGCUCACUCUCUGAUGAACCUGGUGGAGAUUCUAAUGAAGGAUAUCCCAGAGGAGGAUAACAAAUAUGCAAAAUCUUGGUUGAUUUCCUCUUUCUUGUUUUCCAUGGUUUGGUCAGUUGGGGCUUGUGUCGAUACAGAUAGUAGAGCAAAAUUCGAUGUAUACUUGAAAGACCUGAUGGCAGGCAAAAAUGAAGAAUGUCCUAUCCCUUCCAUAGUGGGCAAGAUUGAAUCACCAAUUCCAAAUGAAGGAUUAGUUUAUGACUACUUGUUUGAGAGAAAGGGUCGAGGGAACUGGAUUCCAUGGACAAAAACCAUCAAGGAAGGUGUUGCAGGUGGGAAGGGGCAGCAGAUAAGUGAUAUUAUUGUUCCCACCAUGGACACAGCACGCUAUUCAUACCUAAUGGAGAUCAUGUUUAACAAUAACAAACCACUGCUUCUUGUUGGCCCCACUGGAACUGGAAAAUCAGUUUAUAUCAAGGACAAACUCAUGAAUGGUAUCAACAGGGAUGUGUUUAUUCCUGCUUUUGUAAAUUUCUCAGCCCAGACAAGUGCUAAUCAAACUCAGGAUAUUAUCAUGUCAAAAUUGGACAAGAGGCGAAAGGGAGUAUUUGGACCACCAGUUGGAAAAAGAUUCAUUAUUUUUGUUGAUGAUGUAAAUAUGCCUGCUCUGGAAAAGUAUGGUGCCCAGCCUCCAAUAGAACUUCUUCGUCAGUAUUUGGACCACGGGAAUUGGUAUGACAGGAAGGACACAUCUAAAUUGACUUUGAUUGACCUUCAGUUUGUGUGUGCAAUGGGUCCUCCUGGUGGUGGUAGAAACCCUGUCACUCCUCGUUUCCUGCGACACUUCAAUGUAGUAUCAGUUGCCACAUUUGGUGAUGACACAAUGCAGAGGAUCUUCUCCACUAUUGUCAACUUUUACUUCAGGAACAAUGAAUUUCCCAAUGAUGUCUAUGCUAUGGGAACUAUGAUAGUUGGGGCCACAAUGGAGGUGUACAAACAAGCUAUGGUGAAUCUUUUGCCUACUCCAGCCAAGUCACACUACACAUUCAACUUAAGAGACUUCUCUAGGGUCAUCCGUGGGGUUCUUCUUAUCAAAAAAGAUGCCCUAGCAGAUAAGAAGACAUUAAGCAGAUUGUGGGUCCACGAGGUGUACCGUGUGUUCUAUGACCGUCUGGUUGAUGAUAAUGAUAGGGCUUGGUUACACAGUUUGCUCAAAACAGUUACCAAGGAACAUUUGAAGGAUGAUUUUGACUCAUUAUUUAAACACUUGUCAUCUGAUCAGAAAACGGCAUCUGAAGACGACUUGAGAAGCUUGAUGUUCUGUGAUUUUCUCGAUCCUGAUGUGAUAGGUGAGGAUCGUAUGUAUCAAGAGGUGAACUCCAUUGACGAACUUUAUAAGAUUGUGGAGCAGUGUCUUGAGGAGUACAACCAGACACACAAGACACAGAUGAACUUGGUCAUCUUCAGAUAUGUACUGGAGCACUUGGUGCGCAUCAGUCGUAUCUUGAAACAGCCAGGAGGAAAUGCUCUACUUGUCGGAGUUGGAGGUAGUGGAAGACAGUCUCUGUCCCGUUUGGCAGCAGCCAUUUCUGACUUUUACGUCUUUCAACCAGAGAUCUCAAAAAGCUAUGGUCUUCCUGAAUGGCGCGAAGACAUCAAGACGCUGCUUAAAAGUGCAGGAUGUCAAAUGAAGCCAACAGUGUUUUUGUUGACAGACACUCAAAUAAAGGAAGAGUCUUUCUUGGAGGAUGUGGACAGCUUACUUAACACUGGUGAAGUUCCAAAUUUGUUUGCAGUUGAUGAGAAAGCUGAGAUCAAUGAGAGUGUUCGCCCAGCAGCCCAAGCCAAAGCUGACGAUAAGAAUGCUGAAUUUUCGCCCUUGGCAUUGUUCAAUUUCUUUGUGAAUUGUUGUAAAGGAAACCUUCACAUUUUGCUAUGCAUGAGUCCUAUUGGUGAUGCAUUCAGAAACCGGCUCAGGCAGUUCCCAGCUCUGAUCAAUUGCUGCACUAUUGACUGGUUUCAGCCAUGGCCUGAAGAUGCUUUGGAAAUGGUAGCUAAUAAGUUCCUUCAAGAUGUGGAAAUGACCGAUAAUGAACGUAAAGAAGUUGUUCCAAUCUGCCAGUAUUUCCAUACAAGUGCUCGACAUUUGUCUGAAAGGUAUCUUGAUAAACUUGGCCGGCAUAACUACGUGACACCCACCUCAUAUCUGGAGUUGAUCUCUUCACUAAAAACUCUCUUGGGAAAGAAGCAAGAUGAGGUCAUGCGAAACAAACACCGCUAUGAAGUUGGUCUAGAAAAACUGGCUUUUGCAGCAUCCCAGGUGGCAGACAUGCAGAAAGAGCUGGAGGAAUUACAGCCCCAGCUUGUUGAGACAGCCAAAGAAAACAGUAAAAUGAUGAUAGUAAUUGAAAAAGAAUCAGCUGAGGUUGAGGCUCGUAGUGAACUUGUGAGGAAAGAUGAAGCAGUUGCGAAUCAGAAGGCAUCAGAGUCACAGGCCUUGAAAGAAGAGUGUGAGAGUGACCUCGCGGAAGCUAUCCCUGCCUUGGAGGCGGCCUUAGCCGCUCUAAAUACUCUCAAGCCAGCAGACAUAACAAUCGUGAAGUCCAUGGCCAAUCCUCCUGCUGGAGUCAAGCUUGUCAUGUCAGCAGUCUGUGUCAUGCGUGAUAUCAAACCUGAGAAAAUUAAUGAUCCGGCAGGAACUGGAAAGAAGAUUCUUGACUAUUGGGGCCCAUCAAAGAAGUUGUUAGGAGACAUGAACUUUCUUAACAAUCUUAAAGAAUAUGAUAAAGAUAACAUUGCUGUGCACAUCAUGAGUAAGAUCAGAAAAGAGUACAUUCCUAACCCAGACUUCGAUCCACAAAAAGUGCGCACAGCCUCUUCCGCGGCAGAAGGGUUAUGUAAGUGGGUUCAAGCUAUGGAAAUAUAUGACAGAGUUGCUAAGGUUGUGGCGCCUAAGAAAGCUAAUCUAGCCGAAGCAGAAGCAUCCCUUGCAGAAACUAUGAAAAUUUUGAAUGCUAAACGUGAAGAACUGGCUGAAGUGGAAGCUAAACUAGCCAAUUUGAAGCUUACAUUUGCAGAGAUGACAGACAAGAAACAACAACUGGAGUUUCAGGUCGAUUUGUGUGGUAAGAAACUAGAAAGAGCAGAAAAGCUUAUUGGUGGACUCGGUGGUGAGAAAGAUCGCUGGUCAGCAGCUGCAGCUUCUCUUCAGGAUGUGUAUGAUAAUCUGACAGGAGAUGUCCUCAUCUCCUCGGGAGUCAUAGCUUACUUAGGAGCCUUUACAGCUGGCUUCAGAAAAGAGUGCACUCAAGAGUGGACCAAGAUUUGUAAGUCCAAGAACAUACCUUGUUCAGAUGACUUUUCGCUCAGUAAAACAUUGGGUCAGGCCAUUAAAAUCAGGGCAUGGAAUAUAGCAGGUCUACCGACAGAUUCUUUCUCCAUUGAUAACGGAGUCAUUGUGGAUAACACAAGGAGAUGGCCGUUGAUGAUUGACCCACAAGGGCAAGCAAACAAAUGGAUCAAAAACUCUGAGAAAGAUAACCAACUUUCAGUGAUCAAAUUAACUGAUGCUGACUACAUUCGUACUCUUGAGAACAGCAUCCAGUUUGGAAACCCCGUUCUCCUUGAGAAUGUAGGCGAGGAACUCGACCCAUCUCUAGAACCUCUGCUGCUAAAGCAGACGUUUAAACAAGGUGGUGUAAAGUGCUUACGUUUGGGUGAAAGCGUGAUUGAGUAUUCCGAUGACUUUCGGUUCUAUGUCACAACCAAGCUGCGGAAUCCUCACUAUUUACCUGAACUAUCCACGAAGGUCACAUUGCUUAACUUCAUGAUCACUCCUGAGGGCCUGGAAGACCAACUGUUGGGAAUUGUUGUCGCCAAAGAAAGACCUGACCUUGAAGAGGAAAGACAGGCAUUAAUACUGCAGAGUGCUGCAAACAAAAAACAGCUCAAGGAGAUUGAAGACAAGAUUCUAGAAACACUUUCCUCUUCUGAAGGAAACAUCUUGGAGGACGAGACAGCCAUUCAGAUAUUAGACUCAUCUAAGGUACUCUCUGAUGAGAUUUCAAAGAAGCAGAAGAUUGCAGAGGAGACCGAAACUAAGAUCAACGAGUCACGACGUGGAUACAACCCAAUAGCAGCACAUGCAUCAGUUCUGUUCUUUUCCAUAACUGAUCUACCAAAUAUUGAUCCCAUGUACCAGUCUUCGCUUACCUGGUUUGUUAAUCUCUUCCUUAACUCCAUACAUGACAGCAACAAAUCGAAGAUCCUAGAGCGUCGAUUGCGUUACCUGAGUGAUCACUUUACCUACAAUCUGUACUGCAACGUGUGUCGAUCACUAUUUGAAAAAGACAAACUUCUUUUCUCUUUUGUGUUGUGCUGCAACAUUCUGAACUCAAAGAAUGAGAUGGACAUGGAAGAAUUCAUGUUUUUCUUGACUGGUGGGGUAGGCCUGGAAAACAAGCUGGAAAACCCAGAUCCUUCUUGGUUGUCAGAUAAAGCGUGGGAUGAACUCUGUCGAAUGUGUGACUUGCGUGGCUUCAAGGAUUUCAGAAAAAGUUUUGUUGGUAAUACGCACGAGUGGCGCAAGAUUUAUGACAGCAAAGAACCUCACCGGGCUCCUUUUCCCGCUCCAUGGUCUGAACAACUGACUGACUUCCAGAAAAUGAUGGUCAUUAGGUGCCUCCGGCCUGACAAGGUUGUGCCACUUGUAACGAACUUCGUGGAAGACAAGCUUGGGAGUAAGUUUGUUCAGCCCCCACCGUUUGACUUGGCUAAGAGCUACGUUGAUUCCAAUUCAUGUGCCCCACUUAUUUUUGUAUUAUCUCCUGGAGCUGAUCCUAUGGCAGGCCUAAUGAAGUUUGCAGCAGAUAAAGGUUUCAGUGGGGACAGAUUUAAUGCGAUUUCCCUCGGACAAGGACAGGGGCCUGUUGCCGCUCGUCUCAUAGAGAAUGCCGUUAAGGAUGGAACCUGGGUUGUAUUACAAAACUGUCAUUUAGCAGUGUCGUGGAUGACUUCACUUGAGAAGAUUUGCGAAGACUUGUCUCCAGAGAAUACUCAUCAGGACUUCAGGUUGUGGCUAACAAGUUAUCCCUCUGAUAAGUUUCCAGUUACUGUACUUCAAAAUGGUGUAAAGAUGACAAAUGAGCCCCCAACAGGAUUGCGCCAGAAUCUCUUGCAGUCCUAUCUGAGUGACCCAAUAUCUGAUCAAGAGUUCUUCAGUGGUUGUGGGGCUAAAUCUGCGGUCUGGGAGAAGCUUUUGUUUGGUUUGUGUUUCUUCCACGCUUUGGUACAAGAGAGGCGAAAGUUUGGUCCCUUGGGCUGGAACAUACCGUAUGGUUUCAACGAGUCCGACUUAAGAAUCAGCGUUAGACAAUUACAGAUGUUUAUCAAUGAGUACGAAGAGAUUCCGUUUGACGCCAUCACUUAUCUGACUGGGGAAUGUAACUAUGGAGGCAGAGUUACUGAUGACAACGACAGACGGUGCCUUAUGAGUAUCUUGGCAGACUUUUACACUUCGGAGAUUGUACAAGAUCCUAAGUACAAAUUCUCACAAAGUGGCACUUACUACGCUCCUCCAAAAAGUUCAUACGAUCAGUAUGUAGAGUUUAUCAAGGAACUUCCCUUAUCCCAGACCCCCGAGGUCUUUGGGAUGCACGACAAUGUGGACAUUUCCAAGGAGCUGCAGGAAACUAAACAGCUGUUUGACUCUGUAUUGCUGACUCAGUCACAAAGCGGCGAAGGAGGAGCUGGCAAAAAGUCUGAUGACGUAUUGUUAGAGAUUGCUAAGGACAUCUUGUCCAAGCUUCCAAAGGAUUAUGACCUGGAGGUGGCUCUUCAAAAAUAUCCAGUCACAUACGAAGAGAGUAUGAACACUGUUCUGGUUCAAGAGAUGGAGCGAUUUAACAAAUUGAUGUCAAUAAUCAGAACAAGUUUGCAAAAUCUGCAGAAGGCUAUAAAAGGCUUGGUUGUCAUGUCAUCAGAUCUGGAGGCAUUGGCGAGCAGCUUGCUAGUUGGAAAAGUACCUGAGAUGUGGAUGAAGAGAUCAUAUCCCUCUCUUAAACCUCUCGGGAGUUACAUCAAUGACUUUCUAGCCAGACUCAAGUUUUUACAGGACUGGUUCGACAAAGGGAAACCAGUUGUGUUCUGGAUAUCCGGGUUCUUCUUUACACAGGCUUUCUUGACAGGUGCAAAGCAGAAUUAUGCAAGGAAGUACACUAUACCGAUUGACUUGCUGGGCUUUGAGUUUGAAGUUCUUUCUGGAGACACUGCAGAAAAGCCACCCAGUGAUGGAGUUUAUGUACACGGUCUAUUUUUGGAGGGCGCUCGGUGGGAUCGAAAGAGAGGUUUGAUCGGUGAGUCAUUGCCAAAGAUUCUCCAUGACACGAUACCAGUUAUAUGGGUGAAACCAGGGAAAAUUGCAGAUUUUAAAGACAGGCAAGAAUACAAGUGUCCAGUGUAUAAGACAAGUGAAAGACGAGGAACUCUAUCAACGACGGGCCACUCAACCAAUUAUGUGAUGCCAGUGAUGUUACCUACUGACAAACCUCAGAAUCACUGGAUCAAGAGAGGUGUUGCACUGCUUUGCCAACUCGAUGAUUAA